This is a messenger RNA of Symbiodinium sp. CCMP2592, 1335 nucleotides long. The record is from the annotation of a GenBank genome assembly. NCBI's taxonomy places the organism in Eukaryota, Dinophyceae, Suessiales, Symbiodiniaceae.
AUGUCGGCCAGCAUAGAUGUCGAGAAGAUUUUGCAGAAGGCUCGCGACAGGCAGGCCCGAGUGGACCGGAAGUCAUCCGGCACAUCGAGACAAUGGUCCUACGACAGCUCCAAAGAGGACGCUCAGAACCCGUGGCCCGAUGUCGAGGAGUCGCCGCCUGGAAAGAAAGAGUCGCCCCCUGGAAAGAAAGAGUCCCCCGCCGCUGGAAAGAAAGAGUCCCCCACCGCUGGAAAGAAAGAGUCACCCGCUGGAAAGAAAGAGUCCCCUGCUGGAAAGAAAGAGUCCCCCAAUCGAAAGACAGAGUCAGCCACAGCAGCAGAGGAAAUCAGCCCGAGAGGGAAGCGAUCAUUCCAAAGUGGCAAGGCAGGCAAGCAACCGCUUCGUACAGAUUCCAUGCAGACAGAGGUGGAGACGCCCCCUCCGAAAUUGAAGCGAGCCAACACCGAUGAGCUGACUGGUUCCACAAGCAAGAAAGUGAAGCAUGCUCUGACAAGGCCACAGACAGUUGACAAGAAAACAGCCAUGGAAAGGAAGGUCAGUGCCGAAGCAGCCCAAAAGAAGUUGGAGCAGGAGUUUGACGAUGCGGAGGAAACCCAGAAGGAUGAUCUCAACGAGCCCGCGAAAGCACGGGCUGCCCCGAGCCCGAGCGAUGAUGAGCCAAACGAGGGCAGCACAGCACGGUCGAGCAAUGACCCCAUGCCUGAGCCCAAGCCAGCCAAGUCCCCGAAGAAGCGGACCAAGCCAGAGUCCCCUGCAAAGCCCAAGCCCGUGGCCACAGACAACGACGAGAAGGAAGACGAGGAUCCCAACGAAAAGAAAAAGAAAGCCCACAAGCUGUACAUGAGCCGCUCCACGCCAAGCGAGAUCAAGAGUGCUUUCGAUCAGUCGAAGUACUGCAAGCACAAGAUGUCUUCUUUGUACGAAGACUUCUUGUCGGUGGCCGGCAAAUGGAGGGACAGUGUGGUGUACAAAACGAUCAAGCGCACCAAUCGCACUGGGCGCCGGGGCAUCCGGAGAUGGCUCACACGGCCUCAGCUGGAAAAUCACUUCCAGGAUUCCGCCAUAGUCGAUGCCAUUAUUGUCCGCAAGCAGACAGACGAGUACCUGAAGAAGACCGAAAUCAGAGAGCAUCCUGACUGCCCAGGACCAGUGGGACUGAUUCAAUACCUGGUGCUGAUUGAUGAAGAGCACACCGACGAAGAUCAGGACGAGAUUACCGACAUGUUCCGAGUGGAGGAGCAGGGCUCGUCAUCGGACGACGACGACGAUGACGACGACGAUGACGACGAGGAGGACGAUGGAGACAAGCCGAAGAAGGGUGGCAAGGACCGAUAA